GUUGAUGAUGAUCCAACUCAAUGCUUCGUUUCGCACCAUCAUGUCUCUGCCAUUCACUCCGUAGAUUUUCGACAUUCUCUUACUUACGACAACAAAAAGCCGCGUCCAAGGACGUCUUGAAACAUGGUUCCCGAAUUCUAGGUGUUGUUCAAAGACGCAUAGAUGAACGCGCCAGAAUUCUGUCUAAACUUUCGGAUGAUAUGGCUUCGCCCGAAGAUAUAGAAAGACUGCGCCAGCUCAAGGAAUCUGAGCCACUUCAAGAUGCCUGGGAUCAUUGGACAUCUACUCUCAAGGUCCUCGAGGAUAUGAAGCUUUUGCUCGAUGACCCUGACCCUGCAAUGAAGGCUCUUGCUUUAGAGGAAGCAGCCGAAUUGGACCAAAAGCUGUCGACCAUCUUGAACUACACUUUCCCUUCCCUACUAGUCCCUCCCUCGACGACCGCGAAUCUUUCCGCUUUUGUUGAGCUCAAGUCAGGCGUCGGGGGAACUGAAUCAUCACUUUUCCUCGAAACGUUACUACGAAUGUACACGAGAUUUUCUCAAAGUCAUUCGUGGAAGGCAAAUGUUGUAGUCAGUAACGAGAACGAAGGCGGGGGUAUCAAAGAUGCUAUCAUCGAAAUUAAGGGAUCCAACUCAUAUGAUACUCUACGCUGGGAAAGUGGUGUCCAUCGAGUUCAAAGAGUACCCGCCACAGAAUCAGGGGGAAGGGUACAUACUAGUACGGUGGCCGUCAUCGUACUACCUCUAAUAGAGGAACAGGACGCGCAGAAAGAAGCCCUUUAUUCUAUGGAUGACAUCAAAUUAGAGGUCAUGCGUGCUCGGGGUGCUGGAGGACAGCAUGUCAAUAAAACGGAAUCUGCAGUUCGCUUAACGCAUAUUCCUACUGGAAUCACGGUAUCAAUGCAAGAUGAGCGGAGCCAGCAUCAAAACAAACGACGAGCCUUCCAAGUCCUGUCAGCUCGACUCAUGGACCGAAAAAUCACUCGCGAAAUUGCUGAACGCCGAGCGAGGAAGAAUAGUCUCAUCAAAAGUGCCGACCGUAGUGAGAAGAUUCGUACAUAUAACUAUGCACAGGAACGAGUCACAGACCACCGAAUCGGCCUGAGCAUCAUGAAUUUAUCUUCUGUCAUUGAGGGCAAUGCUUUACAAGACUUUACGGAUGCGCUCAAGCAGGAUUUCGAAGAGACCACAAUGGAGGAUAUGCUAGAAAGCGAGUCUGAGUGAUUUGUUCGUAAAAUGUGCCAUAAGAUUUCGUCACAAUUUACCACCCUCAAUAUAAUUCCUGCUCCAGCACAUAGAUACUCCGGCUAUGUACUAGCAAUCCUCUCCUGCAUAUUCUGUACAUGUCUAACCAUUCAACGGG
This is a messenger RNA of Lentinula edodes (shiitake mushroom), 1362 nucleotides long. Its product is annotated as peptide chain release factor 1. Gene Ontology annotation, molecular function: translation release factor activity. Lineage: Eukaryota; Fungi; Basidiomycota; Agaricomycetes; Agaricales; Omphalotaceae. The transcript is spliced from 7 exons. Gene Ontology annotation, biological process: translational termination. The coding region runs from base 21 to 1223 and encodes 400 amino acids. The record is from RefSeq and is a predicted model, not a curated record.